UGAAAAGGGAAAACCGUAAGGAAUGGAUGGAUCUGCAUCCACCCUCGGUCAAAAUGUUGUUUUAUUUUUAAAGGAAUUUCUUCUGAACUCUUGUGACUUCGAAAGGGUGGCCGAGACGACAAAAUGGUCUCCAGUGCCAUUUCUAGAGAGAGGAAGAAAUGAAGAACUGGUCGUGCAUUCCAAUGUUGUUAUGUAUUUGUAAACAAACAAACAACCAGAAGAUGUAGGGUCGACAUCGAAAUAAAGAAAUACUCGAUCUGCUCAAUUGAAUGAUAUCUGUUUAUGUUACUGGGGAUCAGUAACCUCUCUUUAAUUGAUAAUUCUGUCUAGAAUUUUGAAUGAUGAUGGAACACAUUCAUUUGGUUCCGUCUGAUGACGAAGACCUUUAUUCUGGAUACAAUGAGUAUCCAUCAGCACUUAACACCAACAUGUUUAAGGAUGACGACAUUAUUCAAGAGGCUCUGAGAUCGAGUAUGGGACGAAGACCUCCGAUAUCAAUGAAGCCCACCACUGCAUCUCGCCUUGGAACAUCAACUGGGUUUAGAGGAAGCACUGCCAUGAGGCCGUACACUGGCUCUCUUGAUGGUGUAAACCGGCCAAUGACAGCUGUGAGGGGCGCUGGUUACACCUCAAAUAGAGUGGGAUCAGGCUCAAGCCAAAUGUUUGAUCCCUUGAACCAAGCUGCUAGUGGUCCUGCACCUCCACUAGAAACCAAAAAAGAAGACACACCAGAAGAAAAGAUAAAAAAGGCUGAGCGACGUAUUAUGGAAUUGAUAGAGGAAUCUUGCUUUGCUAAUAACUCAGGAGAUAUGCGGUUGGCUUUGGAAAGAGCUAAAGAAGCUUCAACGAAGGAAAGAAGUUUAAUUCGAAUUCAGGAUCAAGCUGGUCUAUCAGAGACACACAAUUUGGACUUAACAUUUUCUGUAUUAUUUAAUUUAGCCAAUCAGUAUGCUGCAAAUGAAAUGUUUUCUGAAGCUCUGAAUACAUUCCAAGUUAUAACCAAAAACAGGACAUUCAGUAAUGCAAAUAGGCUUAAACUAAACAUGGGCAAUAUUUAUUUAAAGUUAAGUGAUUAUGACAAGGCUGUCAAAAUGUACAGAAUGGCUCUAGAUCAAGUUCCAACAACUCACAAAGAACUGAGAAUUAAAAUAAUGCACAACAUUGGAGUUUUAUUUGUAAAAAUGAGUCAAUUCACAGAGGCAUGCAGCAGUUUUGAAUACAUUAUGCAAGAGAAGCCGGAUUUUCAUACAGGUCUGGAUGUUAUUGUAUGUUAUUAUGCAUUGGGAGAGAAAGAAAAAAUGAAAAGGGGGUUUCAGGCCCUUGUUGAAGUCCCUUUGAACAUUGAUGAUGAAGAUAAAUACAGUGCGACUUCAGAUGAUCCAGCUUUAAACCUUGCCUUGGAGGCAAUAAGAAAUGACUCAUUACGCCAAUUAGAAAGACAGAUGAAACAAAAUGCUGAACGAUCCAUAUUAACAGCAGCAAGACUUAUAGCCCCUGUUAUUGAUGAUACAUUUUCAGCUGGAUACACCUGGUGUUUGGAAACAUUAAAAGCUUCCAGCUACGCUUUUCUUGCGGCUGAACUUGAAAUUAACAAGGCUGUCAUGUUUCUCAAACAAAAAGAAAUCAAUCAAGCAGUUGACACACUGAAGGCAUUUGAAAAGAAAACUGAAUCUAAGAUUGUGAGCAGUGCUGCUACAAACCUUGCAUUUAUCUACUUUUUGCAAGGCGACAUUGAGCAGGCCAAGAAAUUCAGUGAAUCUUCCCGAACAGCUGAUGGUUAUAAUGCAGCUGCCUUUGUAAAUCUCGGAUGCUGCAGCCUGGCUGCAGGUGAUCUUGAAAAGGCAAAGGACUUGUUUCUUUGUGCACUGGAAAAUGACGCAUCUUGUGUUGAAGCAUUAUAUAAUCUUGGUCUGGCCAACAAGCAGCUAGGCUUACAUGAGGAUGCUUUGGAUUGCUUUUUAAAACUUCAGGCUAUUGUUCGCCAUCAACCUGAAGCUCUGUAUCAACUUGGUCACCUGUAUCAGCUGCUUGGUGAUGUGGAUCAGGCUGUAGAAUGGUUUUUACAAUUGCUAGGAAUAGUGCCUACAGAUCCAGGUAUUCUGCAAAAGUUAGGAGAAAUAUUUGAUAGUGAUAAUGAUAAACAACAGGCUUACCAUUAUCAUUUUGAGUCUUAUCGUCACUAUCCAUCAAAUUUUGAAGUGAUUGAUUGGCUUGGGUCCUAUUUUAUUGAGCUACAAGUAGCAGAGCGAGCCAUAUCAUUUUUUGAAAAAGCAAGUGUUAUUCAGCCCGAUGAAAUGAAAUGGAAACUUUUAAUUGCAUCAUGUCAUAGGCGUGCUGGAAACUACCAGCAAGCUCUGGCUACAUACAAAGACAUACACAAGCAGGCACCUGAAAAUAUUGAAUGUCUCAAGUUUUUAGUACGCUUGUGCUCAGACAUGGGAUUGAAAGAAGCUGCAGAUUAUGGUCUUGAGUUAAAAAAGGCUGAAAAAGCAAAGGAGAUGAGGAAUCGCGUUGGAAGUGGCAGGCCAGGAUCUAUGAGAAGCAUUGGAAGUGCCCAGUCUUCCAGAGCAGGCUCUGGUUCAGGCAAAAUAGUUUUGGGGAGCAAUCCAGGCUCUGCCAAUGUACAAGAUUUCCCUCGAGGUUCAACCCCUAUUGUUGAAGAGCGAUAUAGUAGAAAAAGUGGCAGAGAACUUGAUGCCAGUUACUCGGAUCCCUUGGGGCCAGCAGUUGAGAGGCCGAGAACAUCGGCUGGUCCCCGGCAGAUUGCUGAUGAUGAUUUUGGGGAUGAUGAGCUUGGCGAUGACCUGCUCCCUGAAUGAUGACAAUUAUUAGUAUUGCAAUGCACUGUAAUUCACGCACCCUGUGAUUUUCAUGUUUGUGCUUUGCUUGCCAUAAGUUCACUUCCACUUCUGUCAUUUCCAUUUCAAAUCAGUGCGCAAUCCUUCUUGAAGAAUUGCAAUUUGCAGACAGUAUUUAACAACAAAAUCUAGUCAUUGUUUGAACCUAACUUUGAAUAAAAGCCAAAGAAUGUUUUUA
Messenger RNA from Frankliniella occidentalis (western flower thrips), 3036 nucleotides. It is a transcript of the gene nompB, whose product is annotated as intraflagellar transport protein 88 homolog. The record is from RefSeq and is a predicted model, not a curated record. Bases 339 to 2819 code for a protein of 826 amino acids. The transcript is spliced from 17 exons. NCBI's taxonomy places the organism in Eukaryota, Metazoa, Arthropoda, Insecta, Thysanoptera, Thripidae. Gene Ontology annotation, cellular component: ciliary basal body; non-motile cilium; ciliary base. Gene Ontology annotation, biological process: intraciliary transport; non-motile cilium assembly. Gene Ontology annotation, molecular function: kinesin binding.